GUGCGUUUCAAGAACAAUCACUAGUAGUGACGUCUAUGGGCCUGCUCCUCUUUCUGCUUUUUAUGGUCCUAUAAACUUUUCGCUCUCCCAGCCUCUUUCCUUCUUUCUCUUCUCUUUUCUUUUUUUCUGUUACUACCCUCUUACUCAGCACUCGCAGAACACAUACAGCACCAGGCUUUUCCUUUACACCUCCACUCCAACCACAGCAACAACGACAGCUACAACCCCACCCCCCCCCUUUUAUUCAACUCGCAUUUCGUAGACCGACCAUGAUGUCGCAAUUAAAGCCUCCGCAAUUAGAGCUCAACAUGUCGCCAAACAACAAACACACAGCAGGAGCAACAGCGGCAGCAACAGCAACAGCAGCAGCAGCAUUUCAGAGCAGCGGACCUCCGUCGCCGUCGUUGUCAACAGCGUCGUUCAUGUCGUCCGUAUCAUGGAUGGCGGAGAAAUCAUCCACCGAGCUGAUCCCAAUGCUAAAAAAUGCAUAUUCUGCACUAAAAGAUAAGGAGAGAGAUUUAAUGCUGGCUGCUGAAAUUGGCAAGUCGUUAUUGGAGAAUAAUAUCCGGCUCAAGACAAGCUACGAAGAUCUCCUGCAACAGACCCAAAAGUCAUGCAGCCCAACAACAACAGCAGCUCCACUUCCAACACCGUCGUCAUCGUUACCCGUCGACAUCGACUCCGCCUUGGAGACAGGCAGCAGUGACGACGACGACGACGACGACUACUAUGACGACGACGACGGCGAAGAGGAAGAAAUGCGCUUCAUUCCAUCCCAUCGUACUCGCGAAGCCAUGAUCGAAGUUCUGGAACGCAAGAACGUCGAGCUGUCGAAACGCCUCGAAUCCGCCAUUGCAGAACGAGAAGACUCGUUGCGCAACAACACGAAAAAGACCCGCAAACUCGAAGCAGAGAUUGAGGCACUCAAGAGCAACCUAGAGAUUGCAACGGCAAAGAUCCAGGAACUGGAAGAAAUGAACCAGCGGCAGCACCGGCUGGAACGCAAAUCACAACAACAGCUCUUGCAAGCGGGCUUGCUCUUGCCAUAUGACCAACAAAUCACCGCCGACGAAAUGGAAGAAUUGCUUGGCAAGAUCGACACACUCGAGGUGGAAAACAAGACCGUCAGCGACUCCAAGACCGAACUCGAGACAAAGCUGGCAGAGACGCUCAAAGACCUGCGUCUGCUCAAGGAACAGUUUGAACAGUUUCAGUUUACGCAGGACGACUACGAGACAUUGCAAGAGGCAUACGAGCGCCAGUUUCGACAUAUCGCCGAAUUAAAUGAAAGCGUCGAAGAGCAUCGUGGCGUGCUGCAGAAGCUCAAGGACCGCGGCAUCAACAUUCAUUCCGCCCGCUCAACACCUGCCCCAAGCGUCUGCGGUGGUAGCAGCGUGAAAAGCCAGCCCACUGCGUUCCGCAAUACGCUUCUGGGGGAACUCGAAACGGAAUGGCUCAAGCGUAACAAUAGUACCACCACCCAAGCAACAGCACCGGCCAAUGGCAACAGCAAGGAACAUUUUCAUCUUAAUACCAGCAACAACAACGUCGGCAUGAGCUUAAACAACGUUUCACAGUUCACCGAAAAGGCGCUUGCAACGUUCUACAACGCACCCACCACCGAAACCGCUUUAGAGACGGUCUUGUCGAAAGCCAGCGGCAUUGAUAAGGACCUUUUAGACGAAGCGCUGAGCUUCAUUAGCCAUCUUGAGGACGAGCACGACAACGACAAGUGCCUUGAUCUGCACGAAUACGACAUCCACGACAACCUCCACUUUAGUGAUGAGGAAGAUGACCUGGACUACGACGACGAUGAUGGCGCCAUGUCGACGACAAUGACGAUGGAUCUGUUUGAUCAGCACAAGCAAGAGUACCCAGCCAUGGACCUGUAUCCCAAUCUGAACGGCACUGACCGUCACCCUUUCCAGGUGGCACGUGUGACCCAGCGGCCAAAGACUUUCUUGGGUCGCAUCCGUCGUAUCGUCCAUCACUUUUUCCGAGCAGUGUGGCGAUGGUGUCGGUUUGCCAUGAUUCUCACCACGGCUGUGCUCAUCAGCUUGUGGCGUGGACCCGAGGGUAUGCUGAUUGAAUAUCGUUAAAACAAAAGAAGAGAAUGUGUUGUCGUACAUCCCCCCCCCAACAUAUAUACGUCAACCACUACUACUACGACCACUACUACUACUUUUACCACCAGUGCCUGCACUGCAUGUAGAGCAUUUUUAUAUACAAACAAGAAUGAAAGAAUUCUCCCUCAUCCUCCUCCUUUCCUCUCUCCCACACACACACACACACACACACA
Zychaea mexicana is the source of this 2299-nucleotide messenger RNA. RefSeq lists its product as uncharacterized. NCBI's taxonomy places the organism in Eukaryota, Fungi, Mucoromycota, Mucoromycetes, Mucorales, Lichtheimiaceae. The record is from RefSeq and is a predicted model, not a curated record. The coding region runs from base 270 to 2099 and encodes 609 amino acids. The transcript has 2 exons.